Molecule: messenger RNA, 588 nt
Organism: Seminavis robusta
Lineage: Eukaryota; Bacillariophyta; Bacillariophyceae; Naviculales; Naviculaceae
Source: the annotation of a GenBank genome assembly
AUGGGUAUCCGCGACCGCAUGCAAGCACGUCAAGAACGUCGCCAAGAGCGCCGUGAAGAGGAGGAAGAAGAUGAUGGCCCCAAGGUCUAUGCAAUGCGCGAAAAGUUACUUCUGGGCCUUGGAGAUGACUUUAACAUCAACAAAAUGCAUCGUCGCCGUGGCAUGGGUGAGACUGCCUUUAUUGCCAACAACAAGGUGUUGCGCCUUCGUGAAACCUUCAACCUUCAGACUAGCGAUCACGAAACCUUGUAUCAGAUUCAGGAACGCAAGCUGAGAGCCCGUGAUGCCAUGGCCAUUGAAGAUGCAGAUGGCAACAAGGUUGCAGAGAUUAAGAAAAAGGUGCUUGGUCUUCUCCGUGACAACUUUGUGGUCAAGGUGCGUGACGACACUGAUUGGGCCAUCAAAGGAUCCAUCCUGGAACAUGACUUUACCAUUGAGGAGGAUGGCAAUGAAAUAGUGAAGGUCCACAAGAACUGGAUUGCUCCUGUCCGUGACUGUUACUAUAUUGAGAUUAGUGAAGGAGUGGAUGAAGGUUUGGCUCUUUGUGUUUGCAUUGCCCUGGAAAGCAUGACAUCAGGCGAUGACUAA